CGCUUUUGCUUCCGGGACACGUAAUCACAGCUGCAGCGGCGAAGACUUCUCCAUCAGCUGCAAGAUCCGCGGCGUGCACCGGGAAUCGCAAAUAUUCCCACAAACCAUGGAGACUUUGUACAGCAUACCGUUCACCGUGCUGGAAUGCCCAAAUAUAAAGCUGAAGAAACCCUCUUGGCUGCAUAUGCCGUCUGCUAUGACCGUCUAUGCCGUGGUCAUUGUGUCAUAUUUUCUCAUCACUGGAGGAAUUAUUUAUGAUGUUAUUGUUGAGCCCCCCAGUGUGGGAUCAAUGACUGAUGAACAUGGACAUCAAAGGCCAGUAGCCUUUCUGGCCUACAGAGUAAAUGGACAGUACAUUAUGGAGGGAUUGGCCUCCAGCUUCCUCUUUACAAUGGGAGGACUGGGCUUUAUAAUCCUGGAUAGAUCCAAUGCUCCUAACAUUCCCAAACUCAACCGCUUCUUGUUACUGUUUAUUGGUUUCGUGAGUGUGCUCCUCAGUUUCUUCAUGGCCAGAGUGUUCAUGCGCAUGAAGCUGCCAGGAUACCUGAUGGGAUAGAGUAGCACCGUACCACCUAAAGAAGACAACAAUAUGAACUGAUAACACUGCACUCUCUAGAUUUGGACAUAAGGCACUGAUAUUGUGAACUGGACUUUUGUAAAAGUGCAUAAUGAUUAUACACUAUACAAGACUUUUCAAAUGUGGGGCUCUUUGAACAGUGUUGGAGCUCAGCUAAAUUACCUUUAUUUAGGCCCUGUUUAUAGGUCCUUUUGAAAUGCAGUCUACACAUAAUUUGUAUUGCAGUAUCUGAAUUUGUCAAUUUUUGUAUGAAGUGAAUUAAAUCUGGUUUUCACA
Boleophthalmus pectinirostris (great blue-spotted mudskipper) is the source of this 853-nucleotide messenger RNA. It is a transcript of the gene ostc, whose product is annotated as oligosaccharyltransferase complex subunit. Gene Ontology annotation, cellular component: oligosaccharyltransferase complex. NCBI's taxonomy places the organism in Eukaryota, Metazoa, Chordata, Actinopteri, Gobiiformes, Gobiidae. The coding region runs from base 107 to 556 and encodes 149 amino acids. The record is from RefSeq and is a predicted model, not a curated record. The transcript is spliced from 4 exons.